Messenger RNA from Paecilomyces variotii, 2213 nucleotides. Its product is annotated as signal recognition particle, alpha subunit, N-terminal-domain-containing protein. The record is from RefSeq and is a predicted model, not a curated record. Gene Ontology annotation, biological process: SRP-dependent cotranslational protein targeting to membrane. The transcript has 3 exons. Gene Ontology annotation, molecular function: GTPase activity; signal recognition particle binding; GTP binding. The coding region runs from base 98 to 2038 and encodes 646 amino acids. NCBI's taxonomy places the organism in Eukaryota, Fungi, Ascomycota, Eurotiomycetes, Eurotiales, Thermoascaceae. Gene Ontology annotation, cellular component: signal recognition particle receptor complex; endoplasmic reticulum membrane.
GAGUGUCGCGCGCCGACAGCUUUCGCCGCAGCUUCUCCCCACACCGUUCAUUGCUCGUCCAGUUUUUGCAGCGCGACAACCAGAAAAGCCAGUCGAUAUGUUGGAUGCUUUUGAGAUUUUCACUACCUCCGGGGUCGUUCUCUGGUCGAGAUCCUACGCCCCGGUUGGCGCUCAUGUCGUCAACGGUCUUAUCAACGAUGUGUUUAUCGAAGAGAAAGUGCGGCCGCAAAGUCAUACUGUCGAGGGUGUCUCGCCGGUUUACAAGAGGGAGAAGUACAGUCUGAAAUGGAAGAAAGUCGAGGAAAUGGGCCUUGUCUUUGUGGCCGUCUAUCAAUCUCUACUUCAUCUCAGCUGGAUCGACAAGCUUCUGGACAAUAUAGCCACGAUCUUUGUCGACCUUUACAAAUCGGAGCUGAAGAGUCUCCGGGCAAGAGUAGUCGUGUACCCAUUCGACAAAUACUUCGACCAGCAGGUUCGGGAGCUUGAAGGCACUGCGGUUGAAGCCAAGGAGCCUCUUGUGGCGACGAAGGAGAAGGACGACCCGUUUGUCUCGUCUGAUAAUGGAGGUCCGCCUCCGCCGCCGGUUCCUGCCCUUCUCAAAGCGCAGCCUCAAGCUGCGCGGACUGAGGCGCUCUCUCUUGAGAGUACGCCAUCACAGUCUCCUAAUACAUCCAGGCCGUCUACCCCAGGUUCUUCUCACAUUAUCACAGGAAAAACUGGCCCAGGUGGACGUGUAUCCCGCCGCGCACGCAAAGCCGCCAAUGCGAACGCGAACGCUUCCUCGGGCGAAGAAAGUUUGAAGAAAGGAAAACCAAAGACUACCGGGAAGAAGAUGCGAAAGUGGGAUGCGGAUGGCCUUGCUGACGAGGAUGACGGAGAGGUCCUUGACUAUUCUGCCGCGCCAGACGAGGAGGGACAAGUCCCGGCUGUUCAAGCUGUGGCACAGGAAUCUUGGGGAAAGAAGACCGGAAAGGGCCAGUUCGUACUGAAGGAUCUGGGCGAGGAGAUCAACUCUAUUCUCGAAAGUGCAGAUGCACAAAAGGCAAAAGCCGGGUCUUCGACGGGCAUCAUGGGUUCCGGUUUCAAUGCUAUUGGUGGUCUUUUCCGCAAUAUUGUGGGAGGCAAGGUCUUGACCGAAGCCGACCUCGAGAAGCCCCUGAAAGCCAUGGAAGAUCACCUCUUGAAGAAGAACGUAGCGCGAGAAGCGGCGAUCCGUCUAUGCCAGGGAGUCGAGCGCGAACUUGUUGGAAAGAAAACCGGUAGCUUUCAGAGCAUUGAUGCCGCGCUCCGAACUGCCAUGGAGUCUUCUCUGCGGAAGAUGCUUACUCCUACUUCGUCCCUGGACCUCCUACGUGAGAUCCAAUCCGUGACGGCACCAACUAGCAAAUCGCAGACGCCUCGUCCGUAUGUCAUUUCCAUUGUUGGUGUCAACGGAGUUGGAAAGUCAACGAACUUGAGCAAGAUCUGUUUCUUCUUGCUUCAAAACAAUUACCGUGUCUUGAUCGCAGCCUGUGAUACCUUCCGUUCCGGGGCCGUCGAGCAGCUCCGCGUACAUGCUCGGAAUCUGAAGGAACUUAGUGCGCGUGAGAAUGUUGGUGAGGUGGAGCUCUACGAAAAGGGAUAUGGCAAGGAUGCUGCGAAUGUCGCGAAAGAUGCCGUGAACUACGCUGCUUCCAACAAAUUUGACGUUGUCCUGAUCGACACUGCUGGACGGCGCCACAAUGAUCAACGUUUGAUGUCUUCGCUGGAGAAGUUUGCCAAGUUCGCCAAUCCUGAUAAGAUAUUCAUGGUGGGAGAAGCUCUUGUCGGAACAGAUAGUGUGAUGCAGGCCCGCAAUUUCAACCAGGCGUUCGGUCCUGGUAGGAAUCUGGAUGGAUUCAUUAUCAGCAAGUGUGAUACCGUUGGUGAUAUGGUUGGCACCUUGGUCAGUAUGGUCCAUGCGACUGGUAUCCCAAUUGUGUUUCUGGGCGUUGGCCAACACUAUGGUGAUCUCAGAGGCCUCAGUGUCCCCUGGGCUGUCAACUUGUUGAUGAAGUAAUAUGUCGGGGCAACCAUGAUAUCCGCUCCACUGUUACCAUUAAUCGUUAUGCAUAGCUUGAAUAUAGACAUGAAAGUUGUGACUUAAUUUGCUACUCCCUAGAUAUCUCAGGUCGAUCUUACACUUUACUAUGUAGAAUAUCUGAGAAGGUUAGAAGAUAUGCAGAGUUCUGGCA